Molecule: messenger RNA, 2494 nt
Organism: Pelobates fuscus (common spadefoot toad)
Lineage: Eukaryota; Metazoa; Chordata; Amphibia; Anura; Pelobatidae
Product: prosaposin-like
Exons: 14
Coding region: 38-1588 (516 amino acids)
Biological process (GO): regulation of lipid metabolic process; epithelial cell differentiation involved in prostate gland development; sphingolipid metabolic process
Cellular component (GO): lysosome
Source: RefSeq, a predicted model, not a curated record
GGGGCCGGUCAGGUGACCGCUCAUACUCUGCGACGCCAUGAAGCUGUGUGCUGCCCUGCUAUGUCUGCUGGUCUCAGUCUCUGCAUCUCCCUUGUUGGGGAAAGAGCAAUGUGCCGGUGGCCCGGUAGUCUGGUGUGUGAAUGUCCAAACUGCAUCUCAGUGUGGCGCGGUUAAGCACUGCCAGCAGAAUGUCUGGAACAAACCCACAGUGAAAUCUGUUGAGUGUGAUGUGUGCAAAGAGAUAUUGACCGUAGUGGUGAACUUCUUGAAGGAGAACGGUACACAGAGUGAAAUUGAGAGCUACUUGGACAAAGUGUGUGACUUGGUGCCUGAUCCUUCCUUUGCUUCAGAGUGCAAACAAAUGGUGGACACCUACUACCCAGUUUUGUAUCAACUUGUGGAAUCAGAGCUGGAAAAUCCAGGUGUAGCAUGUGGUGCUCUUGGUUUAUGCAAAAAUCUCCAACAGCAUCUUGGCAGCUUGAGUCCACAGCAGCUCCAGACUAAUGAGAUCCCUGAAACAGUGGACCCAAAACUGGUUUACCCUUUCAUAGCCAAUGUUCCUCUACUACUGUAUCCUGAGAAGGAUAUUCUUCAGGAACCUAAGACUGGAGAUGUCUGCCAAGAUUGUCUACAGCUAGUAACUGAUUUGCAAGAAAAGCUCCGAAGCAAUUCCUCUUUUUACCACUCACUGCUGGAUCAAGCUCUAAAGGGAUGUGAUCAGCUUGGUGGUGGCCUCAGUGAUAUGUGCAAGACUUACAUUAACCAGUAUGCAGAGUUUGUCGUGCAAGCUGUGCUGCAGAUGACUGCAAAACAGAUCUGUUCCCUUGUUGCAUUCUGUGGUGAAAUGAAUACACCUCCACAAUCUCUUACUCCAGCUAAACUGGUUCCAGCAGUCAACCUGCAGCCAGCUAUCAAAUUUGAAAAGGAGCCUUCUGUUCAGGUAGAUCCAGUCUGUGAAGUGUGUACAUUGAUGGUAACAGAACUGGAGAAUCUUCUGGAACGCAACCAGUCAAAGCAAGCCAUAGAGGAAGCUCUGGAGAAGGUCUGCUAUAUCCUUCCUAACAAAUACAGACAGCAAUGCAGAGAUUUUCUUAAAACUUACAGCGAAGCCAUUAUUGAGCUGUUGGAACAGGAAUUUGAUCCAAAAUUGAUUUGCAGCUUUCUUGGUGUCUGCCUUGAGAAAAAAACUUCAGUUAUUGUAAAACUAGACCCCGAGAUGGUGACAUCUGGUGAAUAUUGUCAGGUGUGCAAGAUGAUUGUGAAUUACGUGGAUACGAUUUUGGAGAAAAAUGUCACAGAAGAGAGAAUUAAGGCUGCACUACAAAGAGUCUGUGCUUUCCUCCCAGAUGCUCUGAAAGAUCAGUGCUCUUCAAUUAUUGCUGAAUAUGAGCCUAUGUUUGUGCAGUUGCUUCUGCAAGCUUUGGACCCAACUUUUGUGUGUAUGAAGCUAAGUCUUUGUCCAGGUUCCAAGAUGCCUCUUCUUGGGACAGAUAAAUGCAUGAUGGGACCAAGCUACUGGUGUAGGGACAUGAAUACUGCUGAAGUUUGCAAUGCAAUCCAACACUGCAAACUGCAUGUGUGGAACUAACUUCUCCCAAUGACUGAAGAACUGAAGUGAUACUUUUGUCGAUCGAAAAUUGCCCCUUUCCAGCUUGACUGUCAAUGGAGGACUAUUCGCUUCAUGUCUGAUUUUGUUAAUGUGCUGUACAUAAUUUUUGUUAAUCUAAAUAGGACUUGAACUAAACCUUUAGAUUCCCCCACCUCCACAAAGAUAUUUUGUGAUUUAAAUGGCUUCAUUACCAUAGUUGUUCCCUCCUUAACACAUGGGCUAACUACAAUGUAUUCUUAAAUUUGGGACAUGGUUGAGAUUUUUCUGCUCAAGGCAUAUGGGGCUUUAACCAUCUGUUGUCUCCUGGAAAUAAAAAGGUGAUCAUAUAUAGUCAAUUAUUUGAACCCAACGUAUCAUAAAUGUAGAUCUAAAGAUCUAAUGGGGAUAUAGGGUUGGUUUGGUUUGGUUUUAAUUGAGUGGUAUACUCUAUAGAAACUCUACCGGUGCAAUGUCUCUGUAGAAUUUUACAGUUUGUAAUAUCUAUAAACUAUUUUGAGAUUAGUUAUUUUUCUGUCUUAAGUGGUGAUUCUAAUUUACGUGACUUUACUAGACCCCAAUGACACAUGUUUGUUAUACACACAGUAGUGUAAAUGUUGCAUUCUUUCAAAAAUCAUGUUUUGAUUAAAUUAUAUUGGUGUCGCUUUAAGAAACAAAAAUGCAAGUAGUCCAUUUAGGUCUCUGGUUAAGCUAGUGAUCUCUUGCCUUAAUUUGUAAUGCAGAACCCCCUGUAGGGCAGACCUGACAUUUAUUUUGACAAAAUGAGGGCAAUUUACAUGUUUGCUUUGGAAAUGUAUUUGGAUGUAACUACUGGUAUUGCCCUCCAUUUUCAUAAAUUAGUUUUUAUUGACUUGCCUUUGCAAUAAAAUACAUUUGAAUUGGAAUCCA